ACGCUAUAUCGAAAGAAUACCACCUGAGUCACAGCUAGCUUGGUGCGGUGUGUCGAAGUACUACCUACAGCGUUUGCUAAACAGCCGUUCGAGGUUCAGUCGUACCGCAACAGUGAAAGGGUACUCGGUACCUUCAGAUUAAAGGGUUUUCUCGUGUUUUUUCUGUUACCGUGACUCUGUGUGAUUUUUUUGUGUUUGGAUUGGUUGAUUUUGGAUUUAAAACUGUAGUUUUGUUGGUGUGUCUCUUAGGGAUUGGAAUUAUGUUAAGAGAGUAACAGCAACAAUGCUACAGUAUGGUGGUUACGCUCCAACUCACACUAGGAAUAUUCCUGAUCCUAUCACAAUGGAGUCUCAUAGCACAAGGAGUCACUGCUCGUGACUAUCACGAAGCAGCCCAAUCCACAUCAACACCGCCCAUCCAAAAUGCCACAGAAAUCAACAACAGGGACCUGAACAAGAUCGCAACCGAUAACCCAAAGACUGAUCUCCUAGAUUCCAAGCUAAAACCUGUAAAUAAUGUAAAUAACCUCGAUAUCUUCCCCCCGAUUUUCGGUAGCAUUAAGCCCGAUGAUGAAACCAGUGACGUCGAUGAUGAUGAAGAUGAUAGUAAGUCCAAGGAAGACACUAAAGAAGAUUUGUUUAAAGAAAAGUUUCCCAAACCGGUAGAUAUAGACUCUAAGAAAUUCUGGGCUCGAAAAAACGUAGUUUAUACUGCGCCUCCUUCUUCAGACGUUGAAAAAAUACAUGAAGAUGAAGAUGAUGCUUUUGAGGGAAUUCGCGAGCACUACAACAUCGAAUUCGCGAAGCACACAAAGCUAACAACACCAAAAAACGAAAUUUUUGAUCAAAAGUUCAAGGAAACAGUCGAAAGCGUUGAUCAGGGUAUUGAAGAAGGUUACAGAACAAACAAGGAUCGUCAGAAUGAGUUUCUUUUGGACGAUACAGAUGAAGAAUCGUCUAAAGUCAAUGGUACUAGCAGUAAUGAAUUCAUCCAAACGAAAUCCAUCAUCAAAAACGAAACUAUUGAUAAAAAUUCAAUUCACAAAGACCUAGACAUCGAACAAAUCAAAAGAAUCAAUUACGACAGCUCCUUCAAUGAUACGGUCAGCUAUAACGAGGAAACCACCAAAGGGGAGACCUAUGAACCGUCUAGUACAACCGAAAAAAUUUCCGGUACUUCACCCAGACUGAUCACAACAAGAAAACCUUCUUUGAUGAAGACACAAAGCACUGAGAGGAUUAACAAUCAAAUUUUAAGCAACAAAAUCGAGACCGAAACAAGAAAACCUAUCAAAGAAAAUGGUUCCAGUACUGCUUUACCCGAGAGCACAAAGAAACCUAAAGGAGAACUCGAGAAUGCGCAGUCUACUUUAAAAACCGUACGCACAGAACCAACCAGUACCACUGUAAGUAGUACUUCCCUUAGAUCAAACGUAUCUGAUCAAGAAAAUCACAUAAUUCCUGAUAGUACUAGUACAAAGAAAGCAAUCACUGAAAUCUUUUCAGAUGAGACAUCUUCUAUAACCCUGGUAACUACAGAUAGUUUAUUAGAAGCAUCAGAAACAACAGAAAAUUCUAAAAUAACUGAUGUAACGCAUAAUAUAACCUCUAGAUUAGUCGAAGAUGACGUAAGUACUACAGAAAAUUUACUGACUAGUACCACGGAGGAACAGCCUGAGACCACUACUGUGCUCUUUACAACAACCUUGCCAGAAACCACUACAGAGGAACUAGUCACAGAACUUGUGAAAGACGACUUUUUAGAAAUCACCAGUGAGGAAGACGAGGUUAGUACGACGGAGCCUGUAACUACAGAGUCGCCACAAAGGACUUCAAAAAGUCUGGAGAACACUUUAGUACCUGAUCAAGCGACUAGAUCGACGGAAAUAAAUUUAAAUAGUACAACAAAGGUGGUGGAAAUAAGUACAGUAAGUACUACAGUGGGGGAUAUAGAAAGUACAACUUUUUCUGAGAGAAUAAGAGAUAAUGUUAUAGUAAAGGUUACUACAGAAUUACCUGAGACAACUACAGUUCUUGAAACAACUACUGUUACAGUACCUACACUGAUAAGUAGUACAGAAGAACCAGUAAAGACUCCUGAAAUCACUACGGAAGUAUCAGAAACAUCUCAGGGAACCACAGAAUUUAAGUUUAUUCAUAUAGAAGAUUCAGGAAUUAAUCAUACAACUCUACAUCCAGAAACUCUAGGUCCAGGUUUGAACUAUUCAACUCCAUCUGAAAACGGAGCAACUCUUGUUAGAAAAAUAGUUCAUCAUGAUCUUUUACCAAGUGAAACUACGACUCCUGGUAUUAACAACGUGACUAGUACAGAUGCUGAUGAGGAUAAUACUAUUCCAACAGAAAGUUUGACCAAAGAUGGUGGUGAUAAUAAAGGCAAGAUAGCUGCCAUUGCUAUUUCUUCAGUUGGGGCAGUAUGUUUGGUGAUUUUAGCUGGAUUAUUGUAUGUUAUGAAGAAGAGACAAAGACGAUUGAACUACGGUCCCAGGUGCAGACCAGUCAGUUUAGACGAUUACAGUAUAGAUAAUUUGUCAGUUUACAACAGCAUGAGAAGGAAAAAUGACAGAAUGUCAAAGAGAUCUUUUGGAAAUCCUGCUUUUGAGGAUCCGACUUCACCAACACAUCCGUUGAAUUUCCCAGCUUUGGCAAAAUUCUCCACGAAUUUUGAUGAUAUCCGAGCUGAGUAUGAAGAAAUUCCACAGAUUACAGCCAAGACUUCGGAACUUCCUGAGGAUUGCGACUCCAAAAACCGAUACGCCAAUGUUAUACCAUUGCCAGAAACUCGAGUAUACUUGAAACAUAUCGAUGGAUACGAAAACAGCGACUACAUUAAUGCAAAUUAUGUUACAGGUCCAAAAAACACCAGAGGGUACUACAUAGCCACUCAAGGUCCCUUACAAAGUACAGUGGAUGAUUUUUGGAGGAUGGUUUGGGAACAGCAAUCAAAAGUCAUCCUGAUGCUGACCCAUUUGGUUGAAAACGGACUUGAAAAAUGCGUGGAUUACUUACCAGAAUCUGAAGUAAUCAACUGCAACAGAUCUUUUGGAGAUUUCCAGAUUGUUUUGAAACGACGAGAAGUUAAAGAAAAAUAUAUCAUCUCUAGUUUGCAAUUGAAGAACAUGGUAUCGAAUAGCUGGAGAGAAAUCACUCACUUUUGGUACCUCGGUUGGCCAGAAAAAGGAGUACCUAGCGAAGCUAACUCUCUGAUAGCUUUCCUUAUUGAAGCUAGAAGCUAUAUGAAAACUACCACACUAGAUCAUAGAAAUGGCGAUACAGGUGUUCACAAUGGCAUGGGAAACAGUGAACACAACCCUGUAGUGGUUCAUUGUAGCCCUGGAACGGGUCGUACAGGAGUUGCUAUUGCCUGUGACAUAGCCAUCAGGGAGUUUGAAAGUACCAGAAUGGUGGAUAUACCGAAGAUAGUGUACCGGAUACGCCGUGAUAGAGCUGGGGCAGUGCAAUCGAAAGAACAGUACCAGUUUAUAUACAAGGUGGUGAGUCUCUAUGCAACAAAACUGACAGGAGGAGCCCUAGAAAACUUUUAAUACUCUUUUUUGUGUUACUACUCAUUACUUUAGUUGUACUAUAGUACUACGAACUACAUACUUAGGUACUGUUUAUUUGUGUGAUUAAAUGUCAAAGGCAACUACUGUGAAGGAUUUUUGCGCACAAAUUCUAUAUAUUUUUUCUAUUCUUUAUAGUUUUCGAUGUUGUAUAAAUGAUUCGUUAUUUUUUGUGAUAUAUAUAUCUUUGUUUUUUAUUGUGCAUAUUUAGUUGUAACAAUAUUUCUUUCUACAAAGUUUAUUUUAUAGAAAAAAAGCAGUGAUGUAAGGCUUAGUUGUAAAUAAGAGUAAAUAAAAUCAUUUUAUUUUUGAUUUGUA
Messenger RNA from Sitophilus oryzae (rice weevil), 3899 nucleotides. Its product is annotated as receptor-type tyrosine-protein phosphatase zeta. The transcript is spliced from 11 exons. Bases 294 to 3563 code for a protein of 1089 amino acids. NCBI's taxonomy places the organism in Eukaryota, Metazoa, Arthropoda, Insecta, Coleoptera, Curculionidae. Gene Ontology annotation, molecular function: protein tyrosine phosphatase activity. The record is from RefSeq and is a predicted model, not a curated record. Gene Ontology annotation, biological process: protein dephosphorylation.